Molecule: messenger RNA, 1813 nt
Organism: Cimex lectularius (bed bug)
Lineage: Eukaryota; Metazoa; Arthropoda; Insecta; Hemiptera; Cimicidae
Product: interferon-inducible double-stranded RNA-dependent protein kinase activator A-like
Exons: 15
Coding region: 116-1444 (442 amino acids)
Source: RefSeq, a predicted model, not a curated record
CAGUGCGUUCGUUUCCGUUGUUUUCAGUACUGGACAGGUUGAAAUCUGAUUUGAAGCGUGCCAUCCUUCACCGAUAAACACUCCUGGGAAAAGUGGUUGUAGACGUAAGGGUAAGAUGACAAAACUGGAAGGGACUUCUAGCGCAAAUAGCCAAGGAGCUGAAGAGGAAAAGAGUUUUACGCCAUCGGCAAACUCUAGUUUAUCCCACGAUGGUCUUCAACUUUCACUAUGUUCAACGCCAUUGAAAAACGACUCCGGCAUAUCCAAUGAAUCGCAUCCGGAUUUAAAUUGUUCAACGUCAUCGGAAAAGACUCUCUCCGAUACAUCCAAAGAUGCGCUUCUAUUUUCACAAUCUUUACCAUCAUCGAUAAGCAGUGACUCAGGGAUAGCAAAAGAUGCGGUUAUACAUUCACAACCUUCAAUAACGUCGGAAAAACCUGACUUAAGGGUGUCAUAUGGUGCGGCGUAUAAUUUAAGAAGGAACAGUAAAACACCUGUGACUUUGCUUCAGGAACUUCUUUUAAAAAGGCAUGUUGUACCAAAUUUUGAAUUGAUUCACAACGGUGUUGGUACGCACCAGCCUACAUUUAAAUUUCAAGUCAGUGCAAUCGGAAAAAUAGCAUUUGGAAAUGGAAAAUCAAAAAAAGAAGCUAAACAUGAUGCUGCUCGUAAUUUCCUUCUAAUACUUAAAUCAGAGGAUUCAGAAUUACAACAUCUAGUGGAAGAAAGUGUCGUGGAUGAAGUGCGGCAUCCAUAUGCAGAAAUAAUCAAAGAUAAUGCUGUUGGAAGUCUGCAGGAAUUUUGUUCAGACAAAUUGUUGCGCAUGCCAGUGUACGCACUAACACGAGAUGAAGGAUUACCUCAUGAUAAGAUAUUUUGCAUAUCUUGUUCUGUUUCUUCCUUCAAAACUGAAGGACUAGCUAAGACCAAAAAGCAAGCAAAGCAGUUGGCUGCUCAAGCCAUGCUUGAAAAAUUGAAAGAUUGCCUACAAGAAGUUCCUGCCUUGGAAAAAAAUAAUGAGCUAGAGAAUAUCAAUAAAUUGAAUGCGCUUGUAAUUGAGAAGUUGAAAGAAAAAACACACCACCGAUGUACAAAUACAGGCCAAGUAGGCCUUCAACUAGGUGAUUUGUAUAACUCCUUAAUUCAAUAUACAGAAACUAAACCAUCUCCUGCAUUAGAUAAAGUAAAGAAUUUGCCAGAAGAAUUUUUUUGGAAUGUAGAAAAACCAUCAGAGCUUUUCAACGAAAUAGUAAAUGAACUUGGCCUUCAGGAAAAUAUUACUUGGAUUGAAACAUCCCACAAAACUGAAUAUAUGGUGUCUAUCCAGAUUGUUGGAACAUCAUCAUCAACAUGGACAUUUUUAGGCUUACAAAAAGACAAAGAAUCUGCAUUACGUGAAGCUUGUGUAAGGGGACUUUAUUUUUUGUCUGUGAUGUCGUGUUGAUUAUUUGAAUUUCGAUUUAAAAUUUUUGUAAGUUUUACUCUUACAUAUAAUAAUUAUUAAGUCAUUAUUUUGUUAAGCAGUCAUUUAUAAAAAAAUGUUUAUCAACUUAUAGUUUCUGUUUGUUUUUCCUUAAAUAUUUUUAAUAAUAAUUGUGUGCUAGUUUUAUUAUUGAAAUAGUUAUUGUUGUUUAAAUACAUAAUGAUAAUAUUAUGGAUUCUUUGUCAGCUGCAGUUUGACACAUUUGUAGAUAACAAAAUUUUUUGCAUUUGCAUUUUGUAUUACAAAUUCCAGAAAAAUAAAAUUGCAUGUAAACACAGAAUUGUUUAGUUAGUUUUGUUAUACAAAUAUAUUUUUUUAAAUUUGCCUUGA